This is a messenger RNA of Patella vulgata (common limpet), 797 nucleotides long. RefSeq lists its product as uncharacterized. The transcript has 3 exons. Bases 135 to 797 code for a protein of 220 amino acids. The record is from RefSeq and is a predicted model, not a curated record. NCBI's taxonomy places the organism in Eukaryota, Metazoa, Mollusca, Gastropoda, Patellidae.
AGAUCCUGUAGAUUUCGUAAUCUUUCGAUAUUUGUCGAUUUUUGUUUUUACUUUAAGCCAGUGUGGACGUUAGCUCCAUACUUUUGAGUUUUCACUCAUCUUUUACUGGUUGAACGUUGUUCAAUUCUUUUAAAAUGGCUACCGAUAUGGACGAUGUCCUAUCUAUUACCGACCCAGAAGCUGAUUCUGAGUCGUUUAGUUUUUUACCACCUACAGAGGUAUCGAAGACUAUACCUUUUAAAUAUAAUAAAGCCAGGGGUAGAAAAUUAGGUAAAAUAAAAUCUGUGGUUCAGGUUGUCAAUACUGCUACUGAACCGAUAUGUACGAAGGUACAGUCGCACUCACACACGACGUCACAGGCGAGACCUGUUUACACGACUAAACUUAUUAAAAACACACCAAAUUUGAUUUAUUUGGAUAAUUUGUCUGAGGCAGAUAUAGCUAAAUUAAAAUGUAAAUUGGGUUUAGUCGAUUCACAGGUGAAUAACGAUUUUGAAUUAAGAGGAAGAUUAGUUGCUACCGGUAUUGUUCCAAUAGUAAAAUUGGCAGAACUUCUAAAAAAUCAAAUUUCGGAUAAUGACACUGCAAAGAGGUUGAUUUCUGAUUCAAUUAGUUUAAUUAGUCAAGUUCAAUACCACUUGUCUCUGAGGCGUCGUUAUCUCAUUCGUCCUUGUCUUAAAAAGAAAUAUUCUAAUAUAUGUAAUAUAAAUACACCUAUAACAAGCUAUUUGUUUGGAGAUGAUAUUUCUAAAGAAAUUCGGAAAUGUGACACAGGAUUCUCUAUGAAUUUAGAUUAA